AUGGAGAAUCAUUCAAACAAUUUAUUCAGAUUCAGUCUUGGUAACCUCAGAUUACCCAAAUCAGCAAAAUUAAGAGCAUUUGGAAUCUACUUGUCUGGUGGAUUAUUUGCAAUUGGGUUCUGGUCAUUAAUAGACUCGGCCAUAUAUUCCAAAACUGUAAAUGCAUCCGAUGUACAUGUGACUUUUAUUGAUUGGUUACCAUUUAUAUGUUCUUCAUUAGGUAUGUUGAUUGUUAAUUCAAUAGAAAAGAAUAACUUGAUGAAUAAUGAACAAGGAGGUGGCGCAGGCAUGUUUGAUGAUGGAACAAAUUAUGUUUGGGCUGCUAGGACUAUUUUGUUUUUGGGAUUUAGUUUGUUGGCUGGUGGACUUGCUGGUAGUUUUAUGGUUUUCAUUUUGAAAUAUUUAAUGAAGCAUUAUUCAUUCCCCACUUUAGGCAUGGGAGUUUCGAAUAUCGUUUGUAAUGGAUGUGUAAUGUUGAGUUGUAUUGUGUUAUGGCUAUCUCAAAAUAUUGAGGAUGAAUAUAGUUACAGUUUAGCAUUAUAA
Molecule: messenger RNA, 543 nt
Organism: Lodderomyces orthopsilosis Co 90-125
Lineage: Eukaryota; Fungi; Ascomycota; Pichiomycetes; Serinales; Debaryomycetaceae
Exons: 1
Coding region: 1-543 (180 amino acids)
Biological process (GO): late endosome to vacuole transport via multivesicular body sorting pathway; protein targeting to vacuole
Cellular component (GO): Vps55/Vps68 complex; fungal-type vacuole membrane
Source: RefSeq, a predicted model, not a curated record